UUAGAAUUUCAAUACUUUAUUGUUUUUAAAUUAAAAUGUGAUUUUAUUUACAAUAAAAUGUAAUAUAAAACUUGUAAGUUAUAUAUAUCAAAAUGGAUUCUAAGUAUAGUUCAGUUGGCAGGGAAAAAGAGCAAAAAAGCUCGGACUUUAAAGUGAAAAGAUUAAAACUUACGUUUGACAAUAACUCGAAAAUUAAUAAAGAAUUGGAGGAAAAUACUUGUUCUAAUGGCAUAAUUGAAGAUAGCAGUAAAUUAAAUUAUAAUUUUCAAAACGAUGCCUUAGAAAAUUUGCAAGAAGCAAGAAAAACACUACCUGUCUAUCAGGUUAGAACAAGACUCUUAGAAGAGAUAAGGAAACACAGUACAAUGAUAUUGAUUGGUGAAACUGGCAGUGGUAAAACCACACAAAUACCACAGAUAAUACAUGAAUAUAGAUUAGAGGGUAAAGGCUGUAUAGCUGUGACACAACCUCGUAGAGUGGCAGCGAUUACCCUAGCUUUACGUGUUGCAGCAGAGACAAAUAGUGAGAUAGGAUCAAUUGUAGGAUACACAGUUAGAUUUGAAGAUAUGACCAGUCCUCGGACAAAGGUUAAAUACCUGACAGAUGGCAUGCUACUCAGGGAGGCAAUGACAGACCCUUUGCUGAAGAAGUAUUCAGUGAUAAUAUUAGACGAAGCUCAUGAACGCACAGUAAAUACAGAUGUCCUUUUUGGUAUUGUUAAACUUGCACAAAAAGAAAGAGACGAACAGAAAAAUAAUUCAUUAAAGGUCAUUGUAAUGUCAGCAACAAUGGAUGUGGAUGCUUUUAGAAAGUAUUACAACAAUUGUCCUGUCAUAUAUUUAGAAGGGCGGACCUAUCCAGUCACUAUUUAUCACUCAAAGAUAAAACAUGAGGAUUAUCAAUAUGCUGCUGUAUGUACUAUAUUCCAAUUACAUGCAACCACACCAGCAAACCACGAUUUUCUUGUUUUCCUCACUGGCCAGGAAGAAAUAGAGACAGUCAUGAGCAAUAUAAAACAAAUAGCAAAAGAAGCUAAAGGUCCACCAAUCAAAGUGUGUCCCUUAUAUGCAGGGCUGCCAGCAUCAAAACAACUCCAAGUUUGGAAAAAAACUCCAUCAGGAAUGAGAAAGAUUGUGUUAGCCACCAAUAUUGCGGAAGCAUCUGUAACAAUUCCACAGAUAAAGUGUGUUAUAGAUACAGGUGUCGUCAAAGAACGGACCUGGUGCACAUCGACGGGCGCGGAGCGGUUGCUUGUCCGCCCGUGUUCCCAGGCAGCGGGCUGGCAACGCGCGGGGCGAGCUGGACGUACGACCGCCGGCGCCGCUUACCGUCUCUUCACUGCUGCUGAAUUUGCUGCAAGACAACAUCACAACACUCCAGAGAUCGUCAGAUGUCCACUGGCUUCAACGAUGUUAAUGCUGAUAGCAGCGGGAAUGGACCCCAGUAACUUUCCUUUAUUGGACUCACCGCCGAGAGAUUCAAUAACAGCUGCACUAGUUCUGUUAAAAGAAAUAGGUGCCAUAGAUAAUGAAAAUAAUCCAGAACUGACUGUGCUAGGAAAGAAAAUGACAGCUUUUCCUAUCGAUCCGAAAUAUUCCAAGGUGCUCUUGUGUGCACCCGAGUUCAACUGUUUAGAAGAGGCGUUGAGUUUGGUCGCAGUAAUGUCCAGUGAAAAUGUGUUUCACACGCCAUUACACAAGAGGGAAGAAGCUCUGAAAGUGAAACAAAAAUUUAUAUCGCCUCUCGGUGAUCAUAUCACGCUUUUGAACGUGUUUAAAGCUUUUUGCAAAGCUCCGUUAAAAAAGCAAUGGUGCCGAGAGAACUAUUUGAAUCACAAGAACUUGACGUAUGCUUAUGAGAUACGUCUGCAGUUGCUUGGCGUUUGUCAACGGUUGAACAUGUCUAUCAGCAGCUGUGGAACUGCUUUGGAUCAGUUAUUAAAGUGCCUACUUAGUGGACUUUUUACCAACUGCGCGUGGGCACGGACCGGGGCCGGCGGCGGGGGACGUUACGUCACCAGCGCCGGAGUGGCGGCCAUGUUGCAUCCGUCGGGUGUAUUGCAUUCCAUCCGACCCGCGCCCCCUGCGGUUUUAUAUUCAGAGCUGCUCCACACCAAACGGUCCUACCUCGUCACAGUGUCGGCGAUACAACCGCAGUGGCUCCACCAAGUGGCACCGGAGUAUGCCCGCCGGUGUCGGGCCAGUCGGUGACAUUCGCACGCUGGCUUGAGACGCAGCAGAUUCAAUCUGCAGAAAUAUAAAAUCACUUCGUGUAUUUUGUAUUUGAAAAUUAAAUUCACUCCGUACUGAACUCUAUGUGUAAAACUAUAUUGAUAUAUUUUUGUUAAUUUAAUAAAUGUUGUUACUCUAUGAAAGUAGGUAUACACGCAGAUUCUUUGUAAACGAUCUUUUCUUAUAACAAUUUUCUAUUACAUGGUUCUAAAAAAAAUAUAGAAAAGUAGCCUACGUCACUCUUCUGUCAAGUCUUUAACUAUUUCUAUGAAAAAAAAUCUCCUCCACCUUUUUGCUCCGUUGCUGCGAAAAAGUAGGACGCAAUAACAAACGCUUUCGCAUCUCUAAUAUAAUAUUAGUAUCAUUUGUGAUUAUGGAUUUUGACAUAUUGAAAACCUAACUUUUAUAAUAAACUUUAUAAAGUACAUCUCUAGGAAAUGCCAAAUUAUGUCAAUCCUUAUUAUACAGAGUAACUUUAAAUAAUCUUACCUCGUCAGUUUUUGUUUUGUAUGUAUAGUUAUGUACGCUAAACGUCGAAUUUUAUAUAUGUUGAUAUAUUGUACAGUAGAUUAAUCGUCUAAGCCCGUUGUACUUAAGAAUUCUCUGAGCCAAUUUGAGGAAAAAGUGUCCUUAGUAAAAGAAAUGCACGCUAGCAAUCGUAAGUCGUUUUAAGGACAAUAGGUUAGUUAUAGCGUUAUCCGUAUAAUAUAAUAGUCAAGCGUAAAAACAUUGUACAAAAAUCCGACUAACAAAUAAAUCAGCGCCAUCUCAUAGAAUAGAUGGGAUCGCAAGUUGUAUUCCGUUAUAUCCUACUGUCAAUGUGGCAGUACGUAGCGCGUUCACAUGAUGCUUGGUCUUUGGACAUUUUGGCACCAGCUGCCAUUUUGUAUUAUCAAUGUCUAGCGUGGUUACGGGUAAAGAGAACCGUAUCAUAUUAGAAACAAGUCUAAGAAGAGCAGCUGUAGGAAGCAAAUUACAACUCAAAAACCCACCAAAAUGGCGCUAUUGUAACAAGAGGGAAAGACACGAUUUCAGCUGUUGUAAACAGAAGUGAAGUGAACUGAGCUGAAUUGAAAAACUUAACAUAUUUGGUUAUGGUUUCCUCAAGUACACCCUGGACUCGAUAAAACUACAAUAUAUAAAACGUAACGUUAAAGUAGGGUAAACAUACCUAAUUUUAUAAAGUUUUAAAGUUUUU
Messenger RNA from Pararge aegeria (speckled wood butterfly), 3429 nucleotides. RefSeq names its product ATP-dependent RNA helicase DHX33-like (gene ath). Gene Ontology annotation, biological process: positive regulation of transcription by RNA polymerase I. The transcript has 12 exons. Gene Ontology annotation, cellular component: intracellular anatomical structure; nucleolus. Gene Ontology annotation, molecular function: RNA binding; ATP hydrolysis activity; ATP binding. Lineage: Eukaryota; Metazoa; Arthropoda; Insecta; Lepidoptera; Nymphalidae. Bases 93 to 2210 code for a protein of 705 amino acids. The record is from RefSeq and is a predicted model, not a curated record.